Messenger RNA from Cariama cristata (Red-legged seriema), 1936 nucleotides. RefSeq names its product leucine-rich repeat-containing protein 16A-like. Gene Ontology annotation, cellular component: chromatin. Gene Ontology annotation, biological process: negative regulation of double-strand break repair via homologous recombination. The transcript is spliced from 5 exons. The annotation marks the transcript as partial. NCBI's taxonomy places the organism in Eukaryota, Metazoa, Chordata, Aves, Cariamiformes, Cariamidae. The record is from RefSeq and is a predicted model, not a curated record.
GAGACCAUCAGCUAAAAGUUCAGACAACAGUGAUCCCAGUGAAGCAGGUGAUGAGAAGAAGAAAAGGGACUCAAGGAAGAGUGGCUUCCUAAACUUAAUCAAAUCAAGAGGCUCCAAAUCUGAACGUCCCCAGACUGUGUUGGUGGCAGAGGAGCCCUCCUCUCCCAAGGUUGCCUCAAAAAGUCCAGCUGUGGACACAAGCAAGAAGGAGGUAAAGCCUACAGAGCAGAAUGGCAGUACAGAGCGAUCUGAGGAAUUAAAGACGCCAGACUCGCUGGAGGAGGCGCAGCCAGACGAUGCGGCAAAAGCCGAGAGAGGUGACAGCAAAGGAAGCCCACAGGGAGGACGGAGGUACGGCGUGCAGGUGAUGGGCAGUGGACUUCUCGCAGAAAUGAAAGCCAAGCAGGAGAAGAGAGCAGCCUCUGCUCAGAAGAAACUUGGGAAUGACACAACUCCCAGAGAGUCUUUUGACACAGCGAUGAGCUCAGAACGACUGGAUGGAAGUGGUACAGUGCCUAAACUCCAGCAGACCCUUCCAGAGAGUCGGUUCGCCUCAAAUAAAGGUGACUCCAUCUCAUCAUCAUCAGAAAAGAAUUCAAAAGCUGAACCAAAGGCAGAAGCUGGUGCAAAGGCAAGAAGUUCUUCCAAUACACCGACCAGCCCGAAACCCCCACUGCAGUCAACAAAGCCCAGCCUGACAGGACGACCCACGGUGCCACAGAAACCACGCUCUGCCUCACGUACUGAGGAUGCUCCGGAGUCUCCCUCUGGCCCCAGUUCCCCAAAAGUUGCCCUGCUUCCACCUGUGCUGAAGAAAGUUCCUUCUGAUAAAGAAAAGGAUGGUCAGAGCAGCCCCUCAGUCAGAUCGUUUCCUCAAGAAGCUGCAAAAAGAAGCCCUGGGCAGCAGUCUCAUGAGUUCCAGGAACUGAAGCAGAGGUCCUUGAGUAAAGAUGGCCAUCAGGGAAGCAAGUCUAGCGACUCUGGCGAAGAAGCAGAUAAAGAUUUUAUUUUUGUUUAGCGAUCGGUACAAGUGCAUCGUAGCGCAAGAGCUUUUUAUAACGAUCAGGGUACAGCAAUCAACAGCCCUUCUAGCCAGCUGCUCUUUCACCACAGGUAUAUUUCCAUGCAGAAAACCUGAUCUUCCAGUCGUGAUUUACAGUACACUCACUCGGCAUUGAUUCAGUCCUUAAUUUCUGUUCUGUACAACGCAGACGUUCCUUUCCAUGCCUUUGCUAAAGCCAGCGAUUCUUUGGUGUAUUCUACUUGAAUUCCUCUGAAGCAGCUACAGAGAGUGCCCUGCAUUAGGGCAUUUAGAAAGCAAAGCAAAUUAACUGGACACUGUCUCACCCUAAUACACUGUACAGCAGGUAAUGUGUUGUACUGCUGAAUGUAAAUGUGUCAAAUCUGCACGUGACUUACCUAUAAAUAUAUUCUUGCGGUAUGCAAUUGCACAUUGUAAUUAUAUUAAAAGAGCACACUAAUAAAAUGAUUUGUAUAGAUUAUAUAUAUUAAAUGCUUGGGUAUGGUUUUUACAUUCUCCCGUAGGGAGCUUCUUUCUUCCUGUUCUCGUACUGUACAUAAAGCUCCAACGCUUACAUUUGUGUACCGUCAAAAAGCACAACAGAGAAGGAUUUGGAUGACGUAUAAUCAUGGUAUGCUUCCACAUUCGUAUAUUAAUGUAUAUAGUUUAUUGGAAUGAGGGCAAUUGAAAUUUUAUUAAUAUUGGUGUUUUCUAGAGGCCUUCCUCAGUUCUGUCUGCAUAUUAGCUUCCUUUCAAUGUGUAAUUCUAUGAGAGAAAUAGUUGGACAUCUGUAAAAACAUUUCGGCUUUUGAGGGAGGGGGUGCAAAUUUCACAGCUACCCACUUACAUUACAGGUUGAAGGGAUUUUAUUCAUAUGUAUAUUUGUAACAAUAAAAAAUGAUUUUACAACUGAAA